Molecule: messenger RNA, 275 nt
Organism: Hippopotamus amphibius kiboko
Lineage: Eukaryota; Metazoa; Chordata; Mammalia; Artiodactyla; Hippopotamidae
Product: non-histone chromosomal protein HMG-17-like
Exons: 1
Coding region: 3-275 (90 amino acids)
Biological process (GO): chromatin organization
Cellular component (GO): nucleus; chromatin
Molecular function (GO): nucleosomal DNA binding
Source: RefSeq, a predicted model, not a curated record
CCAUGCCCAAGAGAAAGGCUGAAGGGGAUGCUAAAGGAGAUAAAGCCAAGGUGAAGGACGAACCACAGAGAAGAUCUGCAAGGUUAUCUGCUAAACCUGCUCCUCCAAAGCCAGAACCCAAGCCUAAAAAGGCCCGUGCAAAGAAGGGAGAGAAGGUACCCGAAGGGAAAAAGGGAAAAGCUGUUGCUGGCAAGGAUGAGAAUAACCCUGCAGAAAAUGGAGAUGCCAAAACAAACCAGGCACAGAAAGCUGAAGGUGCUGGAGAUGCCAAGUGA